Aspergillus terreus NIH2624 is the source of this 1737-nucleotide messenger RNA. Its product is annotated as putative LMBR1 domain protein. The record is from RefSeq and is a predicted model, not a curated record. Bases 1 to 1737 code for a protein of 578 amino acids. Gene Ontology annotation, biological process: protein localization to vacuole. Gene Ontology annotation, cellular component: vacuolar membrane. The transcript has 3 exons. NCBI's taxonomy places the organism in Eukaryota, Fungi, Ascomycota, Eurotiomycetes, Eurotiales, Aspergillaceae.
AUGGCGCUCCUGCAAACGUCCCUGAUUUGGGUCGUAUAUGCAAUUGCCAUAGCCGUGCUAAUUGCAGUCGCGUCUGUCUUUAUAUAUGUGUAUCAGACGCCUCGAGACAGGUCUCCGUCUGUGACACUGACGUGCAUAUUCGCGAUCACGACACUCCUUGCGACGGUGCUGCUGUUACCAGUCGAUGUCGCCCUGGUCUCAUCCACAAACUCUUCGGCACUAGGACGCAGAAAGGAUUGGGCCACUGAUCAUGAAGUCAACAAGAUCCUCUUUUCGUUGAAAGUUGUGUAUUACUUGCUAUACUCUCUGGACGCCCUCCUUUGUCUCCUGGUGAUACCCUUCACCUACUUUUGGUACGAAGAGUACGAUGAAGUCGCUGCAGAGGAAGGAGAACAGACAACCGGUAACCGGUUCUGGGCUGCCUUCAAAUACACUAUCACCUUUAUCGCGAUAGUGAUCGUUCUGUUCCUGGUUGGAUUUUUUGUCCCUGUCGCAAAGGACAACCAUUCUGGUGGACUGGACUACUUCAAAAAGCUUUUGACUGAGAACCGCGGCGAACGUGCCCUUACCUUUGCCCUUGGCUUGCUGAUAACGAUCGGUCUGUGUCUAUACGUCCUGUACACCUCUACUGGUCUGGCCCUCCUUCCCGUCAGUCUGAUCAAGACGGCGCCAUCGAUUUCAGCUCCGAAUCUGAAAGCGACGACCGCUAUGCAACUCGACUCCAACCGAGAGCGUCAGCGCCAAUUGGAGGGCCGCUGUGGAGGGAACACGGAGCUAUUGUCUUCCAAGGAUCGCCGAGAGCUGGACAUGCUUGUCCGGGAAGAACGGACCCUUAUCCGACGACAACGUCUAGCCGACGAAGCGCAAGGGGAAGGCCGCAGCUGGCUUAUGAGAGCAUGGUUGAAAACCGAAGCUGUCUUCCGUCCGUUCAAGUUACUUGGCGGCAUCAUUCUACUGAUUAUUGCCCUUGUCAUAUGGGUAUCCAUGCUGUUGACAGCCAUUGAUAAGGCUACGAACUCUUUCUGCAAAUACCAUUGUGGAUACAUCCUCGGACACAUCACCGUCUUCAACCCCAUCAACUGGGUCUUCGUUCAGGCUGCGAAGGUCUUCCCAGUUGACUACGUCAUCUUCACCCUGCUCGUGCUUCUUUUCUUUUGCAGCUCAGUCGUGGGGAUUGCUAUCGUCGGAAUCCGAUUUCUGUGGAUCAGGAUCUUCCAAAUUCGAAAGGGCCAUACAUCUCCACAGGCUCUGCUACUAACUACGGCCAUGUUGAUGUUAACAAUCUUAGCUCUCAACUAUUCCGUGUCGAUGGUCGUAGCGCCUCAAUACGCGACUUUUGGACCACAAACUUUCUGUGAUCGCACAACUGGCACCUUUGGGGAACAAGCGGAUUGCUCCAACGCCAGACACCUUAUCAAACCAUGCUCAGAGAUGAUCAAAAAUCCGGCCGCGAGUGGGGUUUGCACGCCGAGCAUCGCCAGCACGUUCCUCAAUCGAGUGACGAUCAACUUCCCAUUCUUUGGCGUGAUAUUCUUCUGGGGCCAAUUCGUCUUCCUUGGUGUAUAUCUUAUCGUUGUGGUCGCCUCUCUUUUCCGUUCUCCCAAGUUGGAUGAGCGGCAAAUGGACGAGGAUGCUGAGGAAGCUGAGGAAGAAGGCCUACUAGCAAGCACGGGACGAAGGCUUGAUACAGCCUGGCAAGACAUCACCGGAAGGUCCAAUAGGCAACGCGAUUCCUGA